AUUCUCUCUCUCCUCCUCCUCUCGGUGAGUCUCUAGGUGAGUCAAAAGCAGCCCAGAAUCAGGAAGUAGGAUGCCGUGACAAACAUUAGUAGGCAGAAGGAAAUGGGCACCAGCACCACACAAUGUCACUAUGUCUGCUGCUGCUCCUGUCCAUGGUAACACAAGGACGAGAGGGAGGAGAGGCCACAGGGAAAUGACCCCAUCGUCGAUCAUGUUGCUGCUGGCUCUGACAGCCUGCCUGGCGGGGACUGUGUUCUGCCAGGGUGAGGAGGACACAAGUACUGUUGAAGAAACACAAACAGAAAAUGAUGCCGGGUUCUCAGUGAUCCCACCUGUAAGUGAUGCUACCCCUACACCAGACUCAUACCUAUCAUCUGAGAGUCCUUCAGAGGGAUAUGAGACUGAAGCUGAAGCUGGUUCUGGGUUCAGUCCAGGUGUCAAUUUAGAAGGGGAGGAUCAGUCUGAAGCACCACUGGAGGACAGUCUGAGUCUCACCUUCGUCCUGGUUCCUGUUGUGCUGGUGGUCGUGGUAAUCGCCAUGGUAGUGGGCGUAGUCAUAAUCAACCGCAGAUGGAAUCGGAAAGGAACGAGACAUUCUGAUAACGUAGAAGAGGAUAAAUAUUUGCAUGGUAGCGAUGACACAGAAAAAGUUCCAAUGCCCAUGUUUGAGGAUGAUGUCCCCUCUGUGUUGGAGCUGGAGAUGGAAGACCUGGAACACUGGAUGAAUAAAGAUGGUGGAGUUCGAAUGGACUCUGGACAAGGGAUCUAACAUGAUAUCAUGGCUAGUCCCUAAAGAGUCACGGAGUCAGUCAAUUCUCUCUCUCAACCGUCCUCAUGCUGUACUGCCGGUGACAAAGGACAUUUCCCCAUCGCAGGGAAGGACAUUCUGUUACCCAGCCGCACUGUAGGCUUCGUCUAUUCAUGUCAAUGUCAAAGCAACGUCAUCAACCGACCACAUUGACAACAAGAAAGCAACACCUCCUCCAAGGUGGCUGCAAAAAACAGGAAAUGCUGAAUUUAUUUUCCAUUUCAGCAUAAACAAAAGACAAGUAACAAUAAAUGCACAAGUUAAACUUUUUUAGACCGUAACAUCUUAAAAUCUGCGCACUCCACCGUCAAAUGUACUGUGGUAUAGACUCUAUGGAGAAACAGUGUGUGGCAAUAGUCCUUUCACUACACGGAUCCUGAUUGUGGUCGGCCUAAUAAUGAAUGCUUUUUGCAACGCCAUCAACUCAGUACAGUGCCUUUUUAGUCAUUGUUUCAAGUUCAUAUACACUUUUUAUGUGAUUGUUUUAUUGUCUUUUGUAUUCAGCUGUCAUGCAGUGAGAGAGGGAAUCAGUGAGAGAGGGAAUCAGUGAGAGAGGGAAUCAGUGAGAGAGGAAGGAGUAAAACACAGGAGGUUGGUGGCACCUUUAUUGAGGAGGACAGGCUCGGGGUAAUGGCUGGAAUGGUAUCAAAUGCAUCAGACACUUGGUGUCCAUGCGUUUGAUGCCAUUCCAUUCGCUCCGUUCCAGCCAUUAUUAUGAGCUGUCCUCCCUUCAGCAGCCUCCUGUGGAGUAAAACAUGUAAAACUAUUGCUGAAAGCAGGUGUCGGUAGCCAUGUUCUGACACCCAGACAACAAUAUCAGGACUUGACCUCCAAAGAUCCUACAGGCCCUCCCCUUUACAACAUAAACACAUAUUCCAUGCCCACAGUAAAGCCAGACCAGAUGGUAUAUACCCUUAUUCCAACGGCCAACUGACCCAGUCCCAUGAUAGAUAUGAUGGCUCUAACCCAGUCCCAUGAUAGAUAUGAUGGCUCUAACCCAGUCCCAUGAUAGAUAUGAUGGCUCUAACCCAGUCCCAUGAUAGAUAUGAUGGCUCUAACCCAGUCCCAUGAUAGAUAUGAUGGCUCUAACCCAGUCCCAUGAUAGAUAUGAUGGCUCUAACCCAGUCCCAUGAUAGAUAUGAUGGCUCUAACCCAGUCCCAUGAUAGAUAUGAUGGCUCUAAGCCAGUCCCAUGAUAGAUAUGAUGGCUCUAAGCCAGUCCCAUGAUAGAUAUGAUGGCUCUAAGCCAGUCCCAUGAUAGAUAUGAUGGCUCUAACCCAGUCCCAUGAUAGAUAUGAUGGCUCUAACCCAGUCCCAUGAUAGAUAUGAUGGCUCUAAGCCAGUCACAUGAUAAAGAUGAUGGCUCAACAAAUGUUUAUGCUAAAGACUGGCUAGUGUCUCCUCCUCUGCUUUGCUCUGUCCCUUCUGGUUGUAGUAUACAGACUGCACGUGGAUCUAUCUCUGUCUCUCUUUCACUCUCUCUCUGUCUCUCUUUCACUCUCUCUUUCUCUGUCUCUCUCUCUGUCUCUUUGUCUCUCUCUGUUUCUCUCUCUCUGUCCCUGUCUCUCUCUCUGUCUCUCUUUCACUCUCUCUGUCUCUCUUUGUCUCUCUCUGUCUCUCUCUCUCUCACAAACUCUUACUCUAAUUACGAAACCCUGCCUAUUGUUUUAUGCAUGAGAUAACUGAGAACUGCUGGUACACUGCUUUGCUUUGGUUCAUGGCCAUCACGCAAUGCUAAAGCUGUUUAGAAUUCAAGAGCGAGGAGGGAAGGUAAUUUCUGAGAGUCUGAGAUAUUUUCACAGAGUUCAAAUUUCAGUUGGGUUGUUGUAUACAGUGACUGUCUUGUGAUGUUUUGUUUUCCCUGAUUUUCUUUGAGAAACAGUAUUUCACAAUUACUGUCAUUCCUUCCUAAGCAUGUCAUUCCUUUUGAUGGUACAAUGUCUUUCAUUGGUUGAAUAUGUUUUUCCUCCAAUGAUAGUGGUGUUGUUGAUAUGCAAUCUGAAUCUACAAAUUCUCGUCACAUCGAUGUAUAAAUGUUUUGCUCAGCUCUACGUGACAGGCAGUAUUUUGCAGUAACUUUCAUUGUAAAUAUCUGGAAGAUAUUUUUUUUUAGUCACGUGUAUAUUUUUUAAAUGUGUAAAUUGUGCUUGAUUUGAUACAAAUAUUGAUAUUUGCUUAUGGUCAUUGGAGUGAAUUUGGUCCCUCAAUCUCUGUUAGGUUCUCAUAUUUGUCAGUAAUCCAAGUGUUACAGCAGUAGUUAUUGUAAUAAUUUCAACAAGUAACCAACUGUCCGGCCAAUACAUUUGCAUAUUUGUAAAUCAUCAAUAAAUCUGUGACGUGCUAA
Oncorhynchus masou masou (cherry salmon) is the source of this 3151-nucleotide messenger RNA. RefSeq names its product transmembrane protein 154-like. The transcript has 9 exons. The record is from RefSeq and is a predicted model, not a curated record. The coding region runs from base 131 to 769 and encodes 212 amino acids. NCBI's taxonomy places the organism in Eukaryota, Metazoa, Chordata, Actinopteri, Salmoniformes, Salmonidae.